This is a messenger RNA of Schistosoma turkestanicum, 630 nucleotides long. NCBI's taxonomy places the organism in Eukaryota, Metazoa, Platyhelminthes, Trematoda, Strigeidida, Schistosomatidae. The record is from the annotation of a GenBank genome assembly.
AUCUUAUCUUCAACUAUCAUUGUUAUGAACUUUUACACUUUGCCUCUGGUUCUUCGUAUUAAUGUAAUAAGAAACAUGUCGUUUUACAACCGAGAUCCUGAUCCGUCUACUUAAAGGAAGAUACGAAAGAACCAAUAUCUCACUAAUUUUGAUUAUUAGAGACAAAGUUGAAGUUUGGGGAUCGUACGUUCAACCCGCGCUUAUGAGUGUGUGAGUUACUAUGAAUGCUCCUGCUUCAUUUGAACCAUUUCUGCUUGCUGAUGGUGAGAAGAAAAUCUCAUUUGAAAAAGAUACCCAGGUUCCAAAUGCUGCCAUCUUCACCCUGAAUCGAGAGGAUCAUACUGUUGGAAAUAUGAUAACAUGCCAACUUCUAAAAGAUCCAAGAGUACUGUUUGCAGGAUACAAGGCUCCUCAUCCACUAGAGCAUAAAAUUGUCAUUCGAGUACAUACAGCUCAUCCAGCGACACCUGUAGAUGUGUUCGUUUCUGCUCUGAAAGAUCUUAUCAGUGAAAUCUCAAACAUAGAAGAGCAGUUUAGAAUGGCGACAAAAUGAAACGUUACAUUUGUACAUAUUAUUUUUUGUAUAUAUUGAUAACUAUCAAAUACAAAUACAUCUUUUGCAAAAAUUAA